Molecule: messenger RNA, 2424 nt
Organism: Yamadazyma jaroonii
Lineage: Eukaryota; Fungi; Ascomycota; Pichiomycetes; Serinales; Debaryomycetaceae
Source: the annotation of a GenBank genome assembly
AUGGAAGAUCCUGUUAACUUGAACUUCGGAGAGUCUGUGUUGUUCAAUAAUGCAGAUCAAGCUACUACAGAUUUAGGAGAAACCAAUAAUAAUGAUAUGGAUUUCCAAAGUUCUUUAUUAUUUGGUGGUGUACAACCUCAACCUGAAUCAGAACAGGUAAAUGACUUGAUUGAAGUGGAAUAUGGUCAAAUACAACCGAAGAAAGUUAAACUUUUCGAUGGAAAAGUGAUAAAUUUGAAACCCAAAGUUCGAAAAUCCAUCAAUGCUGACGAAAUCAAAUCUUCAGAAGAGAUGGAUUUGAUUGAUAUGGAUAACUUAUUCCGUAUAGCUAAAGAGAAACAAGCAUUUAAAGAUAAUCAGGAACAACUUAGCGAACAACAAACCAAACCAAAGAAAAAAUUCAAGACCAGCCAAGUCUGGACGGAAAAAUACAGACCUAAAAGAUUUCUUCAAUUAUGUUCAGCAGGGAACGAUAGACAAUAUAGAAUGAUAUCACAUUGGUUGCAAAGAUGGUCAGGAGUUGUCUUCAAUACUGAAUAUGAAUAUAACCAACUUAAUCAACAUCAGAACCCUCAUAAUAUUCAAAAUAAUGUUGAUCAAUUAGGAAGGCCCUACAGAAAGAUUCUACUCGUUAGUGGACCGCCAGGAAUCGGGAAAACUACCACUGUACAUUUGAUUGCCAAACAGUUGGGCUAUAAUGUUGAAGAAUUGAAUGCAGCCAAUAGUAUGGAUGUUCUCCCAUCUACUGUCAACACAGGGGACAAUAGAUAUGGAAAUGUCAAUGCUGCUUUGAAAUUGAAAAUACAAAAUGCUUUGACAUCGAACUCCAUUCAAGCGCAAGGAAACAAAAUUAUCAGUAAUGGGAAACCAACUUGUUUGGUUAUCGACGAAAUUGAUACUGCAGGAAAUCUGAGUGAUAUCAUUCGAGUUUUGAACGAAUUGAUACAGAGCGAUCAAAGAGCAUUGAACAAAAGGGGACAACCAUCAGGUAAGAAAAGCAAAGAUAAUUUAUUGAAUAGACCAAUCAUAUGUAUAGCCAAUGAUGCCUUUUCCACGAAUUCCAGAACCUGGGGAGGUUUCAACAUGGAUAAAUUGAGAUCGAUAUCAGAAUUAAUAUCAUUUCAAAAACCGGCUUUUAUAAAGAGAUCUACCGGUAUCAAAACCGGUGGAAAAGCAUUAAAUUCAGUCAAAGAAUACAUCAAAGAUAUCAGUGAACAAGAGAAUUUGAAAUUGGAAUAUAAUGAAAUUAAUGAAAUUGUGGAAAUAUGUGAAGGUGAUAUCAGAGCUUGUAUAAAUCACUUGCAAUUCAACGGAAGAAAAUUAGAAAAUUAUGUAAGCUCUUCCCCUAAAAUAAAUAAAGAUUUACAAUUGUCAUGGUUCAAAUUGACUGACAUGUUGUUCAAAAGGGACCCCCAAUUGAAUAAGGAGCAAGAUUUUGACAACUUGAUGGAAAUUUUACUAUCUGGAGGAGGAAAAUCAAUCAAUAGUUCGAGCGGAACGCUAGAUAAAGUGAUAAGAGGAUGUUUCAAUAGAUAUUUGGACACAGUUUAUUAUCAAGAUGAUUCCUUAGUAAAACCAUGUGAGUUGAGUGAAUGGUUAAAUUUCUACGACAUCAUCGGUACAAGCAAUGAGAUCCCACAAUAUUCUAAUUUGAUUUUAUUGAAAUUUUGGCAAUUAUUUAGUGAAAUCAACCCCAAAAAAAUCGUAAAGAGCUUGUUACCCGACAUCAAGAACAUUGAAUUCGAAAGUAACGAAAUGAAAAAGCAAAAUAAAGCAUUAGUAAAGAAACUCAUAACAAAUAUUCCAAUUUCAUUGAAAGUCAGUCUUGGGGGAGGUUUCGAAGAUAACCAAUCAAUGGGAUUGUUUGUAUUGCCAUUUUUAUAUAAGAUAUUAUUUCCUGAAUUGGCAUCAAGUGGAAGUAGUAAUUCCCUUCAAGUUAAACUGAAAAAUAAUUUGAACGAUUUCGACAAAUUAUGUCUUGAAAAAUCCGCCAGUCUUUUCAAAAGUUUACAAAUAGAAUUCGAAACUUUCAAGGACAAUGAGACCAAUCAAUUGCUUUUAGAGAUCAAUCCUAACCUUGAUUCGUUGGUAUUUUAUGAUAAUGAUAUUUUAACGUUCAACCCAAAACAAAUUCAACUUAAAAGAAAAUGGUUUUUCCCUAUGUUACAAACCGAAUUCGAUCGUAUCACUAUUCAAAGUAAAACCGUCAAAAGAUCAAUCACUCCAGAGACCAAGAAUCAAUCAAAGAAGACUAAAAUCUCCAGUAGUGUAGAGUUCUUCAAAGGUCAAUAUGACGGUAUUUCUACACAAAUUCAAAAACCUAAAGAAGUGGAUGAAACCAGUAGAAUAUGGGUCAAAUAUAACGAAGGAUAUUCCAAUGCAGUUCGUAAAACUAUUGGUUGGAAGGAUUUAUGGAUUUCUUGA